GUCAAAGGUUUACUGAUGAUGAUAACUUAUCAGUGCGAUGCAUUGGUUGAGAAAUUUAAUGUGACGCCGUUUAUUAUCGGUUUGCUCGGACCUAUCUUCUUACGGUUCGUGUCACUCUCUGGCGUCUUCGAUGAUGGUUGGGCUGAUAAGGCCAUUGAAGACUCCGAGCUUCAAUCAAAUGGAGAAGUAAGGAAUCGAGAGGUAAAGAGGUAUAAAGCAGAAGAACCUCGCAACUUAUACGGUAAAAGAGCAGUAACGAUAUGGUUAAGUCAGCUUAAAAGGGUUCUGCCUGUAUCGACUUCUCUAGCGAUAUCUUUCCUUGCUUGUCACAAAGCUGGAUCACCGGUUCUACCCACGGAUAUAGUGAGAUGGGCGCGAGAAGGAAAGAUUCCGUACCUUUCUUGUUUUCUCAAGAUUCGUAAGCAUAUGGGAGAGCGAUCAGCUGCGUGUCCUGUAUCAGCAAGUGCCAUGUUUAGACCUAUUCAGAUUCUUUCUGCUCAGGGAUUAGAAGCUCGAGCCGCUUCGAUUGCUGACAUUAUUGGUUUGCCUUUACCUCCUGUGAAUUUCUAUGGUAUAGCUUCAAACUAUCUUAAGCGGUUAUCUAUCCCAGAGGAUAACGUUCUUGAACUGGUGUGUCUCAUUAAGAACUGGUCGAUGCCUUCGGGUUUAUAUUUGUCGACGAACAAGCUUAGGCUUCCCACUCGUGUCUAUGUCAUGUCUAUAAUUCUUGUAGCUAUAAGGAUGCUUUAUAAUAUCAAUGGUUUUGGUGUUUGGGAACGGAGUUUGGGUUUUGUUGAAGCUAGUGAAGUAGAUACAGAGUUUUCAGAUGUCACGAAAGAAACUGAAUUUGACAGUGAGGAGCUUUUGAAGAAUCUUGAAAUGAAAUAUUACGAGGUUGCAGCUGAAACAUUUGAGUAUGAAAAGGGUCUCUUGUCAUAUUUAUUACACGGCAAAGACGAGUUCUUUGCUGGUUUAGAAGAAGCAUCAGCUGAUGACAGAUACAGAACUGUUUAUAACUUGUGGAAUAGUUACCCGAAAGACGAGGAUUUUGAACGGUUUCAGACUCCAUCCAAGAGGGGAAGAGAUUGGGAAGAUGAUUUAUCACUUAACCAACUGUCCUUGAACGAUGAUAAGUUGAGGGAUGGAAACAAUCCUUGUAGUAGUUAUUCAAGAGAAAGGGAAACCGAGUCAAUGGAUUGUGAUGAGCCAUCUUUGGAAUGUGUUUCAUCAUCACCACAUAAUCAUAAUCACAAAGAGAAAUCAAAGGAGAGAGUGAUACGAAGACUAAUAACAGACAUGGGGGAGAAUUGGUUCUGUUACAUACCGCCUCGCGAGAAAGUAAAGAGAGGAGACUAUCUUCAAUAUGGGAGGAAAAAAGAUGGUGGAGGAUUGAUAUACGCGGCUCAUGCAGAUUACUAUAUUCUUUUACGGGUUUGCGCUAAGGUCGCUGAGAUUGAUGCGAGGAAUAUGCAUAGAGCUGUGCUGAGCUUCGAGAGAAGAUUGGCUUGGAUUGAGAAAAAGAUAGAUCAUGUUUUGCAGCUAGCUCCACUUUCUAUCCGUAAUAGAGACACAAAGACGCAUUUGGAUGAGCCGAGCCUAGAGAGUAAAUCUUUUUCAGAUUUGGAUGUUUCGAGUUAUUGUAAGGAUAUCCACAUUGAUUUGGCGAGUAGAGAUACUGUCAGUGUCUGAUUGUGAUGA
Molecule: messenger RNA, 1698 nt
Organism: Camelina sativa (false flax)
Lineage: Eukaryota; Viridiplantae; Streptophyta; Magnoliopsida; Brassicales; Brassicaceae
Product: TATA box-binding protein-associated factor RNA polymerase I subunit B-like
Biological process (GO): nucleolar large rRNA transcription by RNA polymerase I; RNA polymerase I preinitiation complex assembly
Cellular component (GO): RNA polymerase I core factor complex
Molecular function (GO): RNA polymerase I core promoter sequence-specific DNA binding
Source: RefSeq, a predicted model, not a curated record